This is a messenger RNA of Bombyx mori (domestic silkworm), 7484 nucleotides long. It is a transcript of the gene Vav, whose product is annotated as protein vav. Gene Ontology annotation, biological process: cell migration; regulation of GTPase activity. Gene Ontology annotation, molecular function: guanyl-nucleotide exchange factor activity; protein binding. The record is from RefSeq and is a predicted model, not a curated record. The coding region runs from base 191 to 2644 and encodes 817 amino acids. Gene Ontology annotation, cellular component: cytoplasm. NCBI's taxonomy places the organism in Eukaryota, Metazoa, Arthropoda, Insecta, Lepidoptera, Bombycidae. The transcript is spliced from 16 exons.
AAAAUUAAAUUGAAAUUUGAAGGCUUGGUUGCUACAUAGGUACCUACUGCUGGCUGAUUGAAUGUUGUAUCAAUUUGUGUUUCGGAAGUCAAUUAACAAUUAACCCUCGCAUAGUUAUGGCUUGUUGAGGAUUAAAAACCACUGGUUCGUGCGUGUAUCAUCGAUGUGUUUCGUCAAGUUUGUGUAAAACAUGGCUUCGGGCGGUGAGGAACUGUGGCGCGAUUGCGCGUCUUGGCUUACAAGAUGUGGGUUGCUGCGUCCCGACCAUAAGGCAAAUUGGGAAACUAGCACCAUUCACGACUUGGCGUAUACAUUACGCGACGGUGUGCUUCUUUGCAAUCUCUUGAACGUACUACAUCCGGGAUGCAUCGACAUGAAGGACGUCAAUCAGAGACCUCAAAUGGCGCAGUUCUUGUGUCUUCGCAACAUCAAAGUCUUCUUAAGGACAUGCCAUGAAGUAUUUGAACUACGAGAAACUGAUCUUUUUGAUCCAUCAAUGCUGUUUGAACUGUCAAAUUUUCAUCGAGUUUUAUGUACACUUGCUAAGCUUAGCCAGUGUCCUAAAGUUCUCGCUAACAGUAUUACGCCCUUCUCAGCACAUAGAACUCAAUCUGAGGAGGAUAUAUAUAAAGAUCUGCAGUCUGUGGUUGAAAUGAUAACAUGUAGAGAUGGAAAUUCUAUCGAUAUGCCCCCGCCAUACACGCCUGACAGUAUGGCGCUGCCGGCAGCAGAUGCGCCCUGGGUGCAAUUCACCAUACCAAGUGCUACUUGUGAGGACAGAGUUGAAGAGAUUUACGAGGACUUGUGCUACGUCAAAUUCACAUCGGCCAUGCCCGAGCUAGCAACAUCUUCACACAGCUUGGAGAAGAGGGACUAUGUUAUUAGGGAACUUGUGGACACUGAAAGUAAUUACGUGGAUGUUUUGAGCAAAAUAAUACAACAUUUUAUGAGGCCGCUUAUGCCGUAUUUGAAGCCGCAGGACCUACAAGGAAUAUUCUUUGGGAUUAAGGAGCUGUACGAGAUCCACUCCGGACUGCUGCGCCAGUUGAAGCUGGCGACGGAAGCGUGCGUGCCCGGCAGCGGCGCCCCGCGGCUCGCGGACGUGUUCCUGGCGUGGCGGGAGAAGCUCCUGCUGUACGGGGACUACUGCUCGAACCUCACGCACGCCCAGGACACACUCAAGCUGCUCGAUGCCAAGGAUAACACAUUCAAUAAGCAAUUAGCGAAAUGUCAGAAAGAGCACAGCGACGGUCGGAUACAGCUGAGAGACAUACUGUCCGUGCCGAUGCAGAGGGUGCUCAAAUAUCAUUUGCUGCUAGACAAACUUGUGCAUGAAACGCAACCGAAUCAUGAAGAGUUCCGAGGACUGGAGCGAGCGAAGGAAGCCAUGGUCGACGUCGCGCAGUACAUCAACGAGGUGAAACGAGACAGCGAGGUGCUGACGCUGUUGGCCAACGUGCAGGACAGUAUUAUAAACUGGGAGGGCGCAGCCCUAGGUGCCGGGGGCGCAGGGCUGGCGGCAUACGGCCGUCUGUUACUGGACGGAGAACUGAAGGUGAAAGCGCACGAAGAUCAGAAGCUGAGGACCCGUUACGUUUUUGUCUUUGAUAAACUUAUGCUGCUUUGUAAACCCGUUAAGGAGAACCAGUACCUGUACCGCGUGGGCGUGCGGCUGGCCGAGUUCCGCGUGGAGGAGGGCAGCAGCCGGCGCGCGCUGCGCACGGACGCGCGCUGGGCGGCGCACUUCUACCUCGUGCGCCGCACCAAGGACUCCACCUACACGCUGUACGCGCGCACCGACGACUGCAAGCGGAAGUGGGUCAAGGCCAUCAAGGACGCCAUUGAUAAUCUGGAGCCGGCGGGCUGUCGGAGUACGAACCACAAGUUCGUGCUGCACACGUUCGAGAAGGCCGCCACGUGCCACCACUGCUCCAAGUUCCUCAAAGGCAGAAUAUUCCAGGGCUACCUGUGCUCGGUGUGCAACGCGUGCGCCCACAAGGAGUGCAUCGCUCUGUCGGGGCGCUGCGGAGGGGGGCUCGCCCCCGCGCCGCCCCUGCCGCCCCACCACCACCAGCCUGACAACGCGCUGCACUACUACAUGUGGUAUGUGGGUGAGAUGGGACGAGAGACGGCGACCGCCCGCCUGGAGCGGCGCGUGGACGGCACGUUCCUGCUGCGCGUGCGACCGCAUCACGCCGCGCAUCCCGCGCUGCAUCCCGCCAACGACACGCACUACGCUCUCUCGCUCAAGACUGACAACACCGUGAAACACAUGCGAGUGUGCCGCAAACCGAUCGAUCAGAUCCCUCACUACUUCCUGUCGGAGUCGCGCUUCUUCCGGAGCGUCGUGGAACUGGUCUCUUACUACGAGAAGACGAGCCUGUCGGAGAACUUCGAAGGCUUAAACUCAAAUCUUCGAUGGCCGUUCCGUCGCGUGGUGGCGACCGUCAUCCACGACUUCCGCCCGCUGGAGAGCUCCCAGCUGGCGCUCCGGCCCGGCUCCAAGGUGCUGGUGCUCAGUAAGGAGGGAGACUCCCAGGGCUGGUGGAAGGGACGAACGCUAGAUAAGGGUGACAAUAGAUCCGGGUACUUCCCCAAGGAGUGCGUGCGGGAGGAGCCGGAGUGCAUCGGGGCGCUGGACUGAUGUCAGCUGUGCCUCGCCGAGCGCGAGCUGCACUACGCGGCGCCGCACGGCGAGCCCGACGAUCUCGUCUGAGCAGCGCGCAAUGUACUGUGUCCGGCGCGCGAUGUACCGCGUCUGCCGCGCAAUGUACUGCGUCUGUCACGCAAUGUACUACGUCUGCCGCGCAAUGAGCUGCGUCUGAUGCGCGAUGUACUGCGUCCGGCGCGCUGUCACUUUCACAAAUGUUAGUAAGCAUCAGAAGUAUUCAAUAGUACCUUUUAUAUCACUUUUACGGUACUGUGUGAAAUUUGACUUGAAAAUGUCAUAAAAAUAUUUCCUUGUGAAUGUAAAUAAAAUGUAUUGUCCCUUCACAAACGAAACGGGCUAUAACCCAGUGCCAUCCUGCUCUUGUCGAUAGUGAAUAAAGGGAUAGCAAAUUAUAGGACAAAUGUUAUUAAAAUUUAGUAAUUACAUUAUCAGAGUAGUAGAUAUAUUGAAGUUUAACCCUUCCGUAGUUUAUAUUUGCUGUUACAAAAAUCUAGCGAACUAUUGUUUGAAAACAUAUUUUAUGAUAUAAAAUUCAAAUAACGAAUAUUUUGAAUACGAAAAUUAAUGCGAAUAUAAGAGAGUGAAGUGUACAUAGUACGUAGAUAUCGAUUUGUAAACUUAAUUUGAAAAAUCUCGUAAUCGAUUCACGAUUAUGAAAAAUUAUUAAUACUAAAUAUUUUGAAUACGGAAAAUUUAUUUAAAUAGGAACACUAUAUACAUAUACGUACUUCGUUUUGGUGAAAAUUUAAUUAAAAUAAGAAUCCUUAAUAUGUAUUACAUAAAAUAAUCGUCUACACUUGCGUGAUGAUUUUGAAUGGAGCGUUAAGUGUCGGCCACUCUACUUCACUCAAAUGUAUUUUUGUUUCAAAGGCAAGAAGUCAGUGUUCUCUUUAUAAAUCUCUUUCAUGUCCGCUUAGAUGUUUAGUGUCGUCUAACGUGGGGGCGGAACAAGACGAGGGCUAAAACAUCCGUCGGAAAUACGAUUUACAGGAAUAUUUCUCUUUUUUUCCCCUACCUAUUCUAGUGACCUCGAAAAGUUAUACUAGUUUCACAGAAUGAGUAGGUUAGCUCACGGAGCUCUAACCUGAGAUCGUUGCUAGCACUAGCUUUAACAAGAGCAGUGCUUCUUAGAAUCUACCACCGGAUCGGAAUCGCGACCCACCGAAAAGAUCCGGCGAGAAACUCAGUGGGCAUGCAAUAUCUCCAGUGUGUACAUUCGUCAGCCACAUGAAAGCAUCUAUAAUAGCAUUUAGUUCGGCUCGUGAGUCGUAGACGUGACCAAAACUACUAAAAUAAUUCUUAAACUGAAUAUAACGAACGCGACAUUGAACCGUAGAAGUACACAGUUCGAAUUGCAUCUGGAAUGUUCAUCGGAGCUCUCUGUUCAGUCCGCUGCCUUCCGCGUCGAUGGUGCAGAGAGAGAUUAGUGUAAAAUGUAGACGCGCACAUCCGGAAGCGCAACCUCUCCGUAGUCUUCGCAGCACUAUGGUUGACGAUACAAGAUAACUCUCCUAAUUAAAGUGUAUUUUACAUCGAAUCAGCUCUCUCCGCCUCUUCUAAUUCCCAAACAUUUAGAAAACGUUCUAUUAUCAGCUUAGAUAUUAUUUGUGAAUCUUAUUGGCGCUUGCAGUGAGGCGGGAAAUGCCAAAAUCAUAGUCAAACACUCGCCGGUGCUACCUGUACCUCAUGCUAAUAUUCUACCAACAUUCCAUCUUUUAGUAUUAUUUCACCUACUACUCUUUUGUUUUUAUGUUCCAUUAGAGAAUUGUAAUUUUAGAAGUACCUACUGUGCAAAUUUUAAUUUUAUUUAUACAUGACGCGCUUUGCAAGUAUCCUAUUAUUAUUAUUUUAAAUUAUAAUUUAGUAAAUACAUAUUACUAAUAUUUUAUUAAAUCUUGACAAAUUACCUGUAUGCGUUAUCACGUUAAAAUGUAUUCUGUAUCAUAUGUAUUUCCAUAAAUAGAAUACAUGAUUUGCUUUUAAAUCACAGCUUGAGUACUAAAAUUUACAUAAUAAAUUAAAUUAUUUAUUGUCAUAUGAACUCCACGUUUCAUAGAUGAAAGUUUUAUUAAAUUAAUAUAAUUCUAAAAAAUAUUCAAUUUAUAUAAAGAUUUAAAAGUGUAAGUAUUUUUAACAGAAAAUGUAAUUAAUUUUAGAUCAAUAAUUAAAAUGACCGGUUGCCAACGAGAAUGUGGCAUAAUACAUAAGCGGAAAGCAAUAUCCCCUUGCGAUAUCGACUUGUCUUAAAUAAUACUAAUUUUAAAAUCUAAACAAAUAUCAGCUGGCGGAUGAUUCCCUCCCUCUGUAGAGAAUAUUAUUUGCCUAUUAAAAUUUAAAUAUUUUUCUUAAUGAAGCAUAAUUUUAGUGUCAAUUAAAUGUCUAUCUAUAAUUGUAGAUUUUUAUUAGGGACAUAUUUUUUGACACAAAAGAUCCCAAAGAUCGAAGCGUACGGCGUUUGUUUAUCCCCUAAUCCCUAAAACCAAAUCCUAAAUAAAUUGCGUAAUAUUUAUAAUGUACAUUUCGCCACGAAAAUACAAUUCACUGGAUUGACAUUUUAAAGUCGUAAUUCCCAUUCAACGCUUCAAUUAUGCUUGAUGAAAAAAAAACGCAUUUAAGAAAAACUAAAUAUAUUUCUGCUUAAUGUAAAUAAAAAAGAAAAUUCAACUAUAAUUUGGAGUGACAGCUGAGAAAAAUACAUUUAACAAAUUUCUAAAUGUACACUUCCCACCGAUCUUUUAAAACCACUCUUAUGUUCCUUAUAAAAUUUUCUCCGUUUCUUUUUAAGAAUUAAGUAAUAUUUUACAAAAAUAUAACAAUUCCUAUUUAUUUACUUUCAAAUUAACUAAAGUCAAUCUUGUUUGUUGUAUCCUAUAACUUUAAAGAGGUAUCAAAGUUAUUAAUGUACUUUCAGUAUAUUAAACUUAGUCAAACCAUAUCCGAAGCAUAAGGCCGGAAGAAACAAAUGUAAAAUAUUUGGGUAGGUAUAUCGUUAACUUAUCCGGAUAUUCAAAUUCUUAAUCAAAUGUUUAAAUAAAUUUUAUUCUAAUAUAUGGUUACAUGAUUAUAUCUAAAAAUUGAUUAAUAUAAAACUGUUUGCAACAAAAAAAGUAGAAAAGAUAAUCCCAUCCCAUCUUCUGAUACGAAUUAAAUGAAUACCAAAUUACAUUUUUACAGUAACUGACCGGAAAUAUUGUGUCUAUAAGUUUGGAAAUAACUCGCUACAUUUAAUGAAUUCUACAAUAUAAAUUAUAAAACCCAACAGUGCCACAGAAUUUUUAAGAUUAUAAUGAUGCUUCCUUGUUAGUUAAUUAUGUAGAUAGUUUAUGUGACCACCGCUUUAUUGAAAGUUGUGAGGGAAAACAUUAAUAUUUUAUUUAUUAAUUGUAAGUAAAAAAUAAAUAUUAAAAAAAAUAUUUUCUUGAAACGUGUUAAUGUUUAAUAAAAAGGUUCUUGUCCAUGGUGACAGGGUUCUCAAGCAUUUAUCAUGUUCGCGUCUAUUUGAAUUGAACAAAACAGAGCCACCGCAAGAUGCUCUCUAGGCGGCAACUGGAUAUGGCGGGAACUAGGAUAAUUUUGAUUUCGUGAUUUCGCGCGUCGUUAGAAAACUAAAAUCAUAAUUCAAAUAGACCAGAACAAGAGUUAUUCGUAGAUAUAUGUAGUAAGUAAACUAUGGUUGUUAUGACAUAAUAAAUAUAUAUUUUUUUUAUAUUUAAGUUGGAAAGGACGAGGUUUUGUUGAGGCGACGCUGCGUUAGAUAGGUUAUAAAAAAUGUGAUGCGCUGGUAAAUCUCAAUCUGUUUUUUUUUAAUUAAUAUGAAUUCAAACGACUAAUAGAUAAUAUUUCAAAUAAUAACAGCUAAAAAUGUCAAUUUAUGAUUUUUAAUUUUACCUAAGAUGGAAAUCACUUAAAAUAGUGUUUUACGGUCGAUUUCAACUUCUUAUGCCUAGUAAAUAAGGCGUAUCCCAUUUUACGACCAGAUUUGGAAUUCUCUUUGCCUUCGUAGACAAUAAAUAAUUAUUUGAGUAUUUAACACUUCUUUUGUGUUCAAUAUCGGUUAUUAUUUCCAUUUGUUUAUUUUAAUUACUUAAACUGCAUGUUUUAUUAAUGGUGCCAAAUUAAAAUACAAUAGGGUGCAUUAUCGAUGAUCUCCAAAUAUAAUUAAAUCCAUAUUAAUAUUCAGCAAAAUAUGUGUUUCUUUGUUUUUAUGCACAUUUCACGGUUAUUUGUAAUUUUAAUUUCGAGAAUGUUGCGUUGUUGUAAUUGAUAUUUAUUUUUAAUGAACUCAAGUUGAAUGAAAUAUAACAUAAUUAUAUUUACAUUUUUCACAAUAUUCACAUAAUUUUUUAGGAUUUAUUUUAUAGAAAAAUUCGAUUACAAAAUGAUAAAGAGAAGAGUUUACGGUCACGCACUGUAACAUUAUUACAUUAAUCCCGUCAGUCUUUCUCUCUUGUACCUACCUAUAAUUUUAAUACGAGUAUAAUUAUGAUAUUUAUGUUUUAUUGAAAGUACUGAAACGAUUUUAAUUUAAUAAUAAAGUAAACUAUUAUUAAUGUAAUUGUUGGUGCUAUGCUAGUUUUGUGUUCAAUCACUAACCAGUGCUAAUCGUGAGUAUUCGUGAGUAUGUACGCAGCUGCACGCGCCCGUGAACGUUGUAACGUGUAGAAUUGUAUUUUUGGUAUUAUUUAUGUAAAUUGUAUGUUCACGUUUUGUAAAUAUAAAAUUGUAAGAAAUAUACAGAAAAAUAAACUGCAUAUCUCAUUGUUCUCUAGAUUUUAAGGGAUACUCCGAAAUUAAAAGUAAAUGUUGGAGAAAA